CAUGCGUUUUAGCGUCUGCAUUUACAAAUUUGAGCUUUCACCUGAAUCAGAAACCGAAGUAAAUGCAUUUUUGGCAAGCGAGACGCAAAUUGGAAUGAAUAUGAAGUAAAAACUACUUUUGGGGUUGGAAAGAAAGCCAAUCAAGUCUCCUAACUUAAAGAUGGUCAAAGGUGGACCAGAGUUUAAUAAAAGACUACCCAGAUUUCUGCGACAUGAAGACAUACCAACAGAUACCUUUACACCCAGGACAUACCAGGUGGAGCUGCUUGAUGCGGCAUUACACCGCAACACAAUCAUAUGCCUGGGUAGUAACUCAGGCAAGGCCUUCAUCGCACUCAUGGUCAUCAAGGAGAUGGCCCACCAGAUCAGGAAGGCCUAUGACACCGGGGGGAAGAGAACUGUCUACCUGGUGGUGUCCGACCUUGCGGCCGAGGUUGAGUGGCAGAUCCUCCAGCACCACACUGACCUGACGGUCGGCAAGUACACCUCUGACACCGACCUCGACGACUGGAAACAGGAAGACUGGCUGGCGGAACUCACAGAGAAGCAGAUCCUUGUCAUGGUAGCAGACGUGUUUCACACCGCCCUCGACAAUAACUUCCUACCACUGUCCAGCCUCAAUCUGGUUAUAUUCGAUGACUGCCAUCUUGCAGUCGGGGAUCACCACUAUGUCCAUAUCAUGGAACAUCUAUCCCCUGCAUCGGGAGAAGAGCAGCCGCAGAUUCUUGGUCUGACUGCAGCCAUAUUGGGGAGUCGAUGCAAUGACCCCUAUGAACUGCGGAAUGCAAUCACAUCACUUGAAGCUAUGUUACAUUCCAGAGCUGAAACUUCCAUGCUUGUGAUCUCAGAGAGGUAUGGUUCACGCCCCAAAGAGGUUGUGUACCAGUGUGAACCGACUGAGCCCCUGGACAUCACCAUAGUGCUGAAGAGCAUCCUUGAGAAUGCGCUGUUCUUCCUGUAUGAGUUGCAGUUCACGGAAGAAGAGUGUGGGAAGAAGGAUCCCCGGCACAUUCCCAAGAAUGCUUUGUCAGAAUGUCACAAUAUUCUGCUCCGACUUGGUCCGUGGUGUGCAGCCCGUAUUGCAGAAAUGUUGAUAACUCAAAUUGAAAAAUCAGAAAAACAGGAAAGCAAUCCAAUUCCUAAAAGACUGCUUCGCUUCGCAUCAACUCAGCUUCGAUACAUCACAAAGGUUUUUGAUAAAGACUUCACGCCGGAUUAUGUUGUUGAAGAAUUCCUGGAGUAUACAACACCUAAGGUUGUUCAACUUGUUGACAUUUUACGGAAGUACAAACCAGAUUUAGACUUUAUGAUUAUUAGUAACGAAGAUUCCGGGAUGUCGGAUGAAUCAGAUCUGUCUGAUGACUCCAUGGAUUUGUCCGAUUCAGACGAUGAUGAUGGAAGUCCAAGUUCUCAUUCUAACAAACAAAUUCAUAUUGCAGUCAAACGUAGCAUGGAGGGGUUUGAGGAUAGAGCUGUUAGCUGUUUCCUUGGUCCAGAUGAGAAAAAGUUGAUAGGAAUUGUGUUUGUAGAGCAGAGAUAUGUAGCAUUUGCCUUGAACAAACUUAUAGAGGAGGUGUGUGGUUGGGACGAGAAUCUGUGUUUUAUCAAGAGCAACCACCUGACUGGGCCAGGAUGGAAAGCAGGCAAGCAGAAGAAGGACACAGGGAGGGUGUAUCGUAAGCAGGAGGAGACGCUGCGCAAGUUCCGCAUGCAGGAGCUGAACCUCCUGAUAUCCACCAGUGUCCUUGAGGAAGGAGUGGACAUCCCCAAGUGUAACCUUGUUGUCCGUUUUGAUCCCCCCAAAGACUACAGGUCCUACACGCUUGCCAAGGGUCGGGCGCGAUCGAGGGAUGCUGAGUACAUAAUCCUGGUGGAGAGAGAUAAGAAGAACACCUUCACUGAGGAACUCAAGAUCUUCAAGGGAAUAGAGGAGGUUUUGAUCGGGGAUGGAAGAGGUCGGAAAGAUUUAGCAGAUGAUGGAGAUGAGAUCAAUCCUGAUACAGUUGUCACCAUGCUGCCGCCAUAUUGUCCAACUGACAACCCAGCUGCUCCCAAGGUCACCAUGCAGACGGCCAUUGCCCUGGUCAACAGGUACUGUGCAAAGUUACCCAGUGAUGCCUUCACCCAUCUAACACCUCACUGUUCCGUUGCCGUGGUUCCUGACACGGACGCUCAGAUGUUUGAGGCCUCGCUCAGACUACCAGUGAACUCGUCCAUAAAGCAGGAGAUAAUGGGUGUGGCCAUGCCUUCCAAGAAGCUUGCCAAGAUGGCCGUUGCUUUGAAGAUGUGUGAGAAGUUACAUAAAGCAGGUGAGCUGGAUGACAACUUAAUGCCUGUAGGGAAGGAGAUGUUUGUCUACGAGGAGGAAGAAGAGUGGGAGGAAGAGGAUGUCACUGGACAGGCUCGCCCAGGGACAACCAAGAGAAAGCAGUACUACUACAAAAAAGCAGCGGAUGCAUUUGUUCACAGUCAUGUCCGCCCAGACGAGCCCUGCAACCUGUACUUCAUCAACCUCAAACUAACAGGGCCAAUCACAGACGAGCAGAACACCCGUGGCAGACGCAUAUAUGCACCCGAGGAUACUGCACAGUCCCUGGGUCUACUCUCAUCAAAAGAAAUUCCCCUAGUCCCUCAUUUUCCGGUGUACACACGGUCAGGGGAGGUAACUGUCUCUGUGGAUCUGAUCCAGUCAAAUGUGGUGCUAAGCCAGGAAGACCUGAAGAAGAUAGGGAAAUUCCAUCAGUUUGUGUUCACCAGCGUCCUUCACCUUGAGAAAGACCCCAUGGAGUUUGCUGUUUCUAGUGCAGACGUCGGCUACCUUAUUGUACCACUUGACAAAGACUUGUCCACUGAGAGUGGGCUUGGAAUACAGUGGGAUUUUGUGAACAUUGUCCAAUCCACUGCCAAGCCAGAGAAGAAGAAGAAUGUGUUUGACAAAAAGCGAGGUGCAUUUGAGUUCCGCCAGGAGGACUUUGCAGACGCUGUAGUGAUGCCAUCAUACCGCAAUAUCGACCAGCCCCAACACUUCUACGUAGCUGAAAUCCGUUUGGACCUUAACCCAACCAGCCCCUUCCCUUCACCAGAGUUGUACAAAACAUUCAACGAAUACUACACCACCAAGUAUGGCCUGACUAUCACCAACACUGACCAGCCCCUCCUCGACGUGGACCACACGUCUGCUCGCCUCAACCUCCUCACUCCGCGCUACAUGAACCAGAAGGGCGUGGCUCUGCCAACCAGCAGUGCCGAGACCAAGCGUGCUCGGCGGGAGAACCUACAACAGAAGCAGAUCCUAGUCCCUGAGCUGUGUGAUAUACAUGUGUUCCCAGCGUCUCUGUGGCGGAAGGCUGUCUGUCUGCCAGCUGUCCUGUACAGGAUGAACUAUCUUCUCCUGGCGGAGGAGAUUAGGAAACGCAUCGCGAAGGAAACAGGCAUAGGGGUAGUGGAGUUGCCGUGUGACUUUACAUUCCCACAGUUGGAUUUCGGGUUUGAAACAAAUCCUGAAAAGUUGAAAUGUGAUGCCGAGGAGGGGCAGGACAAGGAUGCCAGUGAUGAUGAUAAGCAGAACUCCUUCGAAAGGCAAGAAAGUCCGACGGAGGAUGUACAUUCGUGUGAUUCUAGUCAGAAGUCGGAUGAAAAGGACAAAGUGCCGUCCAGUCCUAGUGAAAGUAGUCCCCCUGCUAUCUCCCAGGAGGACCUGAAGGCAAUAGAGGACAAGGGAGAGAUGUCAUCAGACAGUGAUUCAGGCAUUGCCUCAGCAGGCUCAGAAGUCAGUGUAGCAGACAUUGGAGCUCACUCUAAGUGUGAUACUAAUACUACUGACCUGUCUCCCCAGCCAAACAGCAGCACAUCUGAUGCAGAUUCUAGCACCGCAAGUAUACAGUCCAAGACUGACAAUGUAGAUAGCAGUGUCACACAGGUACAGCCUAAGACAGACUGUGUUGUUUCAAAUACCAGUGCCACAGGCAAACAGCCUACGACAGACUCUGUUGUGUCAGAUGUAGAUACAAGUUCCACAGGUGAACAGCUUAACACUGACUGUGUUGUGCCAGAUACAGGUACCAGUGCCACAGGCAAUCAGCCUACGACGGACUGUUUUGUGUCAGAUACAGAUACCAGUGCCCCAGGCAAACAGCGUACGACAGAUUGUGUUGUGUCAGAUACAGAUACCAGUGCCACAGGCAAACAGCGUAUGACAGACUCUGUUGUGUCAGAUGUAAAUACCAGUUCCACAGGCAAACAGCGUACGGCAGACUGUGUUGUGUCAGAUACGGAUACCAGUGCCACAGGCAAACAGCGUACGACAGACUGUGUUGUUUCAAAUACCAAUGCCACAGGCAAACAGCGUACGACAGACUGUGUUGUGUCGGAUACAGAUACCAGUUCCACAGGCAAACAGCGUACGGCAGACUGUGUUGUGUCAGAUACAGAUACCAGUGCCACAGGCAAACAGCGUAUGACAGACUGUGUUGUGUCAGAUACAGACACCAGUGCCACAGGCAAACAGCGUACGACAGACUGUGUCGUGUCAGAUACAGAUACCAGUGCCACAGGCAAACAGCGUACGACAGACUGUGUUGUGUCAGAUACAGAUACCAGUUCCACAGGCAAACAGCGUACGGCAGACUGUGUUGUGUCAGAUACAGAUACCAGUGCCACAGGCAAACAGCGUACGACAGACUGUGUUGUGUCAGAUACAGAUACCAGUUCCACAGGCAAACAGCGUACAACAGACUGUGUUGUGUCAGAUACAGAUACCAGUUCCACAGGCAAACAGCCUACGACAGAUUGUGUUGUGUCAGAUACAGAUACCAGUGCCACAGGCAAACAGCGUAUGACAGACUCUGUUGUGUCAGAUGUAAAUACCAGUUCCACAGGCAAACAGCGUACGGCAGACUGUGUUGUGUCAGAUACGGAUACCAGUGCCACAGGCAAACAGCGUACGACAGACUGUGUUGUGUCAGAUACAGAUACCAGUUCCACAGGCAAACAGCGUACGACAGACUGUGUUGUGUCGGAUACAGAUACCAGUUCCACAGGCAAACAGCGUACAACAGACUGUGUUGUGUCAGAUACAGAUACCAGUUCCACAGGCAAACAGCGUACGACAGACUGUGUUGUGUCAGAUACAGAUACCAGUUCCACAGGCAAACAGCCUACGACAGACUGUGUUGUGUCAGAUACAGAUACCAGUUCCACAGGCAAACAGCGUACAACAGACUGUGUUGUGUCAGAUACAGAUACCAGUGCCACAGGCAAACAGCGUACGACAGACUGUGUUGUGUCAGAUACAGAUACCAGUUCCACAGGCAAACAGCGUACGGCAGACUGUGUUGUGUCAGAUACGGAUACCAGUGCCACAGGCAAACAGCCUACGACAGACUGUGUUGUGUCAGAUACAGAUACCAGUUCCACAGGCAAACAGCGUACGACAGAUUGUGUUGUGUCAGAUACAGAUACCAGUUCCACAGGCAAACAUCGUACAACAGACUGUGUUGUGUCAGAUACAGAUACCAGUGCCACAGGCAAACAGCGUACGACAGACUGUGUUGUGUCAGAUACAGAUACCAGUUCCACAGGCAAACAUCGUACAACAGACUGUGUUGUGUCGGAUACAGAUACCAGUGCCACAGGCAAACAGCGUACAACAGACUGUGUUGUGUCAGAUGUAAAUACCAGUUCCACAGGCAAACAGCGUACGGCAGACUGUGUUGUGUCAGAUACAGAUACCAGUUCCACAGGCAAACAUCGUACAACAGACUGUGUUGUGUCGGAUACAGAUACCAGUGCCACAGGCAAACAGCCUACGACAGACUGUGUUGUGUCAGAUACAGAUACCAGUUCCACAGGCAAACAGCGUACGACAGACUGUGUUGUGUCAGAUACAGAUACCAGUUCCACAGGCAAACAACCUACGACAGACUGUGUUGUGUCAGAUACAGAUACCAGUUCCACAGGCAAACAGCGUACGGCAGACUGUGUUGUGUCAGAUACAGAUACCAGUUCCACAGGCAAACAACCUACGACAGACUGUGUUGUGUCAGAUACAGAUACCAGUUCCACAGGCAAACAACCUACGACAGACUGUGUUGUGUCAGAUACAGAUACCAGUUCCACAGGCAAACAGCGUACGGCAGACUGUGUUGUAUCAGAUACAGAUACCAGUGCCACAGGCAAACAGCUUACGACAGACUGUGUUGUGUCAGAUACAGAUACCAGUGCCACAGGCAAACAGCGUACGACAGACUGUGUUGUGUCAGAUACAGAUACCAGUGCCACAGGCAAACAGCGUACGACAGACUGUGUUGUGUCAGAUACAGACACCAGUGCCACAAAUAUGCAGAAGAAUUUUAUCACAUCUGCAGCAGACACAAAAACCACUGCAACCGCUAGUACCACAAACAUGGAGUCUCAGACCGACUGUAUAGUGCCAGAUAAGGAAACCAGAACAGGUCCCAAACCUAAGAAUGACAGUAAAAGGUCCCAAUCAGAAGCCAGUUACACUGGUACACAAUCACCUCAGACAGAUUUUCCUGUAGCUGAUACAGAAACUACUACCAAGUGUUUAAGAUUCCUAAAUAAACCCAUAAUUGGUACACAACCCCAGACAGAUUGUGUCAUCCCUGGUACAGAAUCCAGUAUCACUGGUGCACAACAUCCAACAGAUUGUAUCGUAUCUGAUACAGAAACCCGUGUGUCUGGUACGCAAGCCAAUACAGACUGCACCGUGCCUGAUACAGAACCGAGUGUUGUCAGUAAACAUCAACAUGAACAUUGCAGCAAGUCAUUUGCAAAACACUGUGACGUUCAAACCAAAACUUUUACAGAUGAUACUCCUUUAGUCACAGCCAAUGUGAUAGAAGUUUUAGAUAGAGACGCAAAAUAUGACAAUGUGUUAGAAACAAACUCUAUGCAGGUUAAGAACAGAAAUGAUUCUUUAUGCCAUAAUGCCAGAAAUGCAUGUGAAAACUUUGUGGAGCAAUCAGAAACUGCAGAUUCUGAAGGGAACGAUACUCAAUGGUGCUCAACUGAAGUUAGCAAUGCAACUGUCUGCAGUAACGCACAGUCCACAGGUGCCACUCCGGAGUCAGGUGACCCUGCAGGACCUCCAGCCUGCCCAGAUCAUGACUCGGUGCUCAACACUUCACCUAGUACAGCACACACUGGAACAAACAUAACACACAAUCAAACUAGUCACUCAUCAGAAAGGUGCUCAUCAUUAACCCAUGCUCAUUCCAAUAUGGUAAUCUCAGAACCUCUCAAAGAAGAUGUCCAAGCUGAUCCUCCGAUGUCAGACGUGCCAGACUCAUCCCUUUUGGUGGACCAAUUUCAGUAUGCAUCCACUGCAACCGAGGAUGACUCGUCAUCCAGUGUCUGUGGUGCACUGUCUGGUGUAACAGUUCCUAAUGCGAUGGAUUCAUGCCAACUCAUGAUCUCAGAAACAGAACAAUCUAGUACAAAGGAUGAUUCAGAAAACCCUGCUCAAAUUAGGCUUGAUGAUCAAAGAAAGGACAGUGUGGAGGCUGACUUCCCGACUGCUCAAUACUCCGAUGCAAUCAAAGAGUCCUCAGUGUCAAAAAGUGACCUUCUUACUGAACCAGGUGCCGAAACAGUGUUCAAUGCAAAUCCUGUGUGUGAUUCUUCAGACCAGAUGAAAGACAGCCCAGCCUCGGGGUGGGAUGAUGAACCUAUGUCACAGUUGACCACGAUAGGGGGUCCUCCAAUUAGGCAGAAACAGGAAGGGGCUGAAAGUAACUGCUGUGAUACGGACAACGCUGAGUCCUAUGGUAACGAUGCUGAUGCUGACUUCGGUGUCUGGUCCUUCCCAGGUUGUGGAGAGCCUUGUCCUGACAGUGAUGCUUCCUCAUCCACAACAUCAGAAGAGGUGGAACUGGAAGUGACAUCUCAACCUAACAUCUGCCUGGAUGAGGACAGAGAUCUCAGUACUUUUGUGGGACCAAGCCCCUGCCUCAUUUUACAGGCGUUAACAAUGUCCAAUGCUAAUGACUUUUUCAGUUUGGAAAGAUUAGAGACUAUUGGUGACUCCUUUCUCAAGUAUGCCAUCACCGUGUACCUCUACUGCUCAUACCCAGGCAUUCACGAAGGGAAGCUGAGUUACCUCAGGAGCAAGCAAGUCAGUAAUUACAACCUGUAUAGACUCGGUAGGAAGCGACGUUUAGCUGAGUGCAUGGUGUCAGCCAAGUUUGAGCCCUAUGAGAACUGGCUGCCCCCGGGGUACAUCAUCAACGAGAACAGGAGGAGGGGCCCGGUGCCUAGAGUCGUCAUUGCCAACUCGGGCAAGAAAACGUCAAGCAGUAAUGCCAAAAAGUCUGAAACUGAUUCCACAGUGGCCAAAUUAUUCGAGGACAAGAAGGAAACAGGUGGUAGUAAAAAGACAGAAGUGUGCGAUGUGAUAAGUGACAAAGAGAAAUCGGAUAGUAAAGUUGAAUCUGAGGAGUCAGAAGGAAACAUGACAGAGAAACAUGCAGCCGGAAGUGAAACUGAGGACGUUCAUGGUGGUAAUGUUGAAUCUGAAGGAAGUGUGACCCAGAAACUUGAAACUAAAGACAUGCAUAGUGUUGAUAUCAAAUCUGAAGCCAAUGUGACCCAGAAACUGGAAACUGAAGACAUGCAUAGUGUUGAUGUGAAAUCAGAAGGAAAGGUGACCCCAAAACUUGAAACUGAAAACAUGCAUAGUGUUGAUAUCAAAUCUGAAGCCAAUGUGACCCAGAAACUUGAAACUGAAGACAUGCAUAGUGUUGAUGUGAAAUCAGAAGGAAAGGUGACCCCAAAACUUGAAACUGAAAACAUGCAUAGUGUUGAUAUCAAAUCUGAAGCCAAUGUGACCCAGAAACUGGAAACUGAAGACAUGCAUAGUGUUGAUGUGAAAUCAGAAGGAAAGGUGACCCAGACUCUUGAAGCCGAGGAGAAGCAUCUCAUUAAUGAGGAUUGUGAAGAAAAAAUGCCAGAGAAACAUGAAUCUGACAAGCACAGCACUGAUCUGGAUUCCAAAGAAAGUGGAACUGAGGAAACAGAAACUGAAAACAAGCAUAGCAUUGAUGCUAGUUGUGAAGAAGGCAUAUCUGAGGAUGCUGGUAGUGAUACUGAAUCCACUGUUGUGGACGUAGAUGAUGGUCUUGAGAACAUACCUGUGCUCUCUGACAGUGAUGCUAGUCACGCAUCAGCAGCUACAGAACAAAUGACAGCUGUGUCCACCAAUGACAGUGGUGAGGGGACAGUAGAACAAAGUGGAGGUGUGCCACCGAUGAGUGAUGUAGAACGCCAGAAGUUUGACCAGGAGCUUGAAGAGAUUGACUUGAUCCAAGAGGCUGACAAGAUAGAGGAUCUGACUGACGACACGCUGGCUUUAGUGCCCUACAGUCUACAGACGCAGCACGGGAUCCCAGACAAGAGUGUGGCCGACAGUGUGGAGGCUCUGAUUGGCUGCUAUCUGACCACAUGUGGGAAGAAGGCAGCGCUGAUGUUCAUGUCAUGGCUGGGGCUGAAGGUGUUGCCGAGGAAGGACCACCGAGUGGGUGCGGUUCGCAGGAAGGAGGGGCAGCAGCGGUUGACAACUUUAUCUCUCCACCAGGUGAGUGAGUACGAGUUUAAGGAGCUUCAGUGUCCCCCGUCGCCGCUGUUCCUGGCAGGGCACCACCACGCCAACAACAUGCUGCUCCAUCUCCUGGACGGCUACAACGUCUUUGAGGAGAAGAUUGGCUACACCUUCCAGGACCGGUCCUACCUGCUGCAGGCCUUCACACACGCCUCCUACCAUUACAACUCCAUCACUGACUGCUAUCAGAGGCUGGAGUUCCUGGGGGAUGCCAUCCUGGACUAUGUGAUCACCCGCCAUCUGUACGAGGACUCACAGAAGUAUUCCCCGGGCAUCCUGACAGACCUGAGGUCCGCCCUCGUCAACAACAACAUCUUUGCAGCUCUGGCAGUGAAGUGGGACUUCCACAAGUACUUCAAGGCCAUUUCUCCAGCACUGUUCCACGUCAUCGAGAAGUUUGUCGCGAGACAGAAGGACAAGGAGGAUGAGAUUGAUAUUGAGGAUGAGUUCCAGAUGUUGGAGGAUGGGGACGAGGACAGUGAGCAGGUGGAGGAGGUGGAGCUGGAGAUACCCAAAGCUCUGGGAGACAUCUUCGAGUCUGUUGCUGGCGCCAUCUACCUGGACAGCGGCAUGUCCCUGGACACUGUGUGGAGGGUGUAUUACCGCAUCAUGCGGCCACAGAUAGAAAAGUAUCUGAAGAGCAUCCCCAAGUCUCCUGUGAGGGAGCUAUUGGAGCUGGAACCAGAGACAGCCAAGUUCGAGAAACCAGAACGCACAAUGGAAGGGAAGAUCCGAGUGACAGUGAAUGUGGUGGGCAAGGGAGUCUUCAGUGGUAUUGGUCGCAACUACAGAAUCGCAAAGAGUGCUGCUGCCAAGAAAGCUUUGAGAAUCAUCCGCUCUAUGCAAAUGGGGGUGCUUGACUGACAAGCAAGUGCUCAGCAAGUCUGCCUUGACCUGUGACCUCUUCAUGCCAUACCUCAGUCCGGACUGUAGUCCCAGCAAACUGACCAUGCCUUCCAGUCUUCUGUCCACUGACUGACCAGGCCUGGGAGUUUUCUAUUCUAGGUCCCUGAUGAGACAGGGCACCUUUUGACCUUGACCUUCAUGUAGUACAGACACUAGUUUAAGGCACUUGAAAAUAUUUGUUUAUGUUUUAUUUAUAAGAACAAUGGUACAGAAAGUUGAAAUUGUAAAUAAUCAGAAUUUAGAUAUGAGAUUAAGGUAUAAGAUAUAUCACAUAUAUGUAUAUGUUAUUAUAACCUAUUUGUGUUGUAAUAAUAGAUUCAGGGGUGUCGGAAAGUAAAAUUAAUCAUACACACUACUGUUCAAAACAAAUGUCUCCCCUAUCACAUCUUUGGCUCAUUUGAUUUCAGGGGAUGUUUAUUUUGGAAAGUAGUGUAGCUCUAGUCAAGUUUCUUGAAACUGGAUGUGCUGCAGUGUUUCCAGUCAUUCAGGAUAGUGUUGCGUGUUAGUUUUACCCCGUACCCUGUCGCUGACUAAUAGUGCAUUCAGAACAUUUAUUUAUGUUUAAUUUAUUUUUGUGUCCUUAAAGUGAGACAAAAGUUGAACAUGUUUGUGUUCAAACCACCAGUCAUGAUAGUACAGGACUUAGAGCUGUUAGCCUGCAACAAUAUACUUUGUCACGAUAUGUUUCUCGAUAGUCACGAUAUGUUUCUCGAUAGUCACAAUAUGUUUCUCGAUAGUCUCAAAAGUCAUGAUAUGUUUCUCGAUAGUCACGAUAUGUUUCUCGAUAGUCACGAUAUGUUUCUCGAUAGUCAUGAUAUGUUUCUCGAUAGUCAUGAUAUGUUUCUCGAAAGUCAUGAUAUGUUUCUCGAUAGUCACGAUAUGUUUCUCGAUAGUCACGAUAUGUUUCUCGAUAUUCAUGAUAUGUUUCUCGAUAGUCUUGAUACGUUUCUUGACAGACAUAUUUUUCUUGAUAGUCAUAGUAAAGGUUUCUCUAUAGUCAUGUCAUGCCAUUCUCGGUAGUCAUGAUUUGUUUAAAAAAAAUAAUAGUCUAGGUUCUCAGGCACCACCCACAUCAUCAUGAGAUCUUCUGCAUGUUUCGUUUUUAUUUCCAUUUUAAAAAAAAUAUAAAAUAUCUUUAAAUAUUCCGCUUCUCAAACAUAUGACCCCGGCAGUUAAAUGCUCAAAAGCUUAAAAACAACAAGAUUUCCCCGAAAUUAAUGUAAAAAGGUUUUGGUUACAUAAUAGCUGGAACAACAAAAUAAAUACCACUGCCUGCCGGCACAAAAAAUUCAAAAGCCAUUGCCUGAGAACCAAUUCUAUUAUCUUUUUAAGCCUUAUAGUCACGAUGCAUUUCUCAAUAGUCAUGAUGCGUUUCUCAGUAGUCACGAUUCGUUUCUCAAUAGUCACGAUGCGUUUCUUAGUAGUCACGAUGCGUUUCUCAAUAGUCACGAUGCGUUUCUCAAUAGUCACGAUUCGUUUCUCAGUAGUCACGAUUCGUUUCUCAAUAGUCACGAUGCGUUUCUUAGUAAUCACGAUGCGUUUCUCAAUAGUCACGAUGCGUUUCUCAAUAGUCACGAUUCGUUUCUCAGUAGUCACGAUUCGUUUCUCAAUAGUCACGAUGCGUUUCUUAGUAAUCACGAUGCGUUUCUCAAUAGUCACGAUGCAUCAUUCCAUACGUACAACCUCAUGGCAUUUUAAGUUUUCUUUUAUUGAAGAGAAUGACCAGAGACAACCAAAUUAUUUUUUGGGACAGGUUUAGCAAUGUUUUUAUCAUAUUCACUGGCUUCUGACCUCUUGUACAUACCACCUGGAGAUAGUAUUUUACACUUCAUCUUCAUAUGUAAAACAUCAUACCUUCAUUUGUACUGUAUAGAUGCAUGUAUCGUGACACAGCAAUCUUAACAAAGUGUAUCAUGGCACAGUGGAUCUUAGUAACAUAAAUCGUGAUACAGAUAUGGACAAAGCGUAUCGUGAUACAGCGCAUUUUAACAAAGUGUAUCAUGGCACAGUGGAUCUUAGUAACAUAAAUCGUGAUACAGAUAUGGACAAAGCGUAUCGUGGCACAGUGGAUCUUAGCAAAGUGUAUCAUGGCACAGUGGAUCUUAGUAACAUAAAUCGUGAUACAGAUCUUGACUAAGUGUAUCGUGGCACAGUGGAUCUUAGCAAAGUGUAUCAUGAAACAGCUGAUCUUAGCAAAGUAUAUCAUGGCACAGCAGAUCUUGACAAAAUGUAUCAUGAUACAGAUCUUAGCAAAGUGUAUCGCGGCACAGCAGAUCUUAGCAAAGCGUAUCGUGACAGUGUGUAUCAUGCCAAAGCAUAAUGUGGCAAAGUGUAUUGUGGCACAGCAGAUCUUGGCAAAGCGUAUCGUGGCAUAGGGUAUUGUGAUGUAUCAUUAAUUUCAGUAUGUCCAUCACAGCCCUGUUGGCGAUAUACUCUUGAGAAUAACGACAUACUCCUGUAGUUCUGUAAGUCGUGUACAUUAAAAUGUAAUAUCUUCUCCCACUUUUUGUCUGUUUGGAUGUAAAGGGUCAUGUUUUGUGAAAUGUACUCGCUUGAAACAUCCGAGACAUCAUCUGAUUGCUGAAGCCUGAGUCAUUCCAUUAUGCAGUAAAUCUAAUGUAGGUAUAUUUUGUGUUGUGAUUUCAAGUGAUGCUAAUGAUUAGUGCUGAGUAAUGGAUUCGGGUUCCGUGUUUUUGACAUUCCUAUGAAAUUAAUAAAGCCUCAUUUCAGCUGAUUGUUGAAGUGAAUGUUUUUUAUAAAUCACUAUUUUCUAAGAUUUGAAACUAUCAGAUAGUUUUAGUAAAUAUACAUAUAUAUAUGUGCUCGUUAAUCUGCCAUUAUCAUAUACACUAAGUAUGUAUUAAUCAUGCUUGUUAUGCAAAGACUUAUAAAAUUAACCAUAUUUCUUCCUAUUUUGAAAACAUCAAAACAGUUUUUGCAAUGUGAGAUAGACUUUUUUCUUAAUAGAUUCUGGGGCUUUUUUAUGAAUCAGUUUGUUUGCAGAAUAAGUUUGGCUAAUAAAUUGGCUAAAGCUUGUGGUCAAAAUGAAAAUAAAAUUUUGAUGAUGUCUCUGAAGGGUAAUGUCAGAAGGCAAGAAAACAACUAAAUUGGUUUUUUUAAAAUGUCAGUUCAAAGGGUUCCUUCCCUUCCAUUAUUCUCUAACCUCAUUCAAUACUUUCAUACCCUGACAGACUCAAACAAACGCAGUCAAACUCAAAAUGUUAGUUAUAUUCAACCCUUUUGGAAUUUUUGUCCUAUGGAUCUUAAUCCAAAUAAUUGCUAAAUACAUCAUCUGAGCCUUGUUCUACUUAAUUCAGAGGUAUCUACUGGGCACUGUUUCACAAAGAGAUCUUAGGGCUAAGAUGACUUAACUUAAUACUUUAACACAGAUGACAGUCGUAGUGCUAUGAGGGCUUUGUGGAACAGGGCCCUGUUCUAUAAAAAAAGCUUAGUACUCUGACUCUCAUAGGUCAAUGUUAAAGUAUGGGAGUUACAAUCAUCUUCGUGCUAAGAUCGCUUUGUUGAAUGGGGUCAAAACUUGUAUCCAAUUCAGUGCAUCUUGUAUCUACUGGAACUCAAUGUCUAGUUCACAGCAACAAGGAACAAGAUACUCUCUAUAUAGCCAUCUUGUUAGUUAUAUACAAAAGAGCAUAAUGGUGCUUUCUGCACGGUUUCUUGCUGAUAUACAAACUGUAUGCAAACAUUGGACACACACUGAAUCUGUUGUGUGUAGAUUGGAUGAGGCCACAACAGGUUGAUUACUUGUUUGUUAAUGUCACGAUACAAGAGCACAUGACACUGCAUUGUGAGUUCAUAUACUGAGAUGAAAGGGUAAAAGUGCACUAUGAUUCACAGAUAAUUUAAGGUAUGACCAUGAGAUAUUUCUUCUGUAUUGUCCAUUGUACAUUGUCCAUUGUCCCCGCUGUAUUCCAAGAUUCCGUGGUCGCGGAAUAUUUUGCAAAAAUGCCCACUCGGUUCAAAAAUGUAUGUUUCUUGCAGAGAAUCAUGUUUUGUGCAGAACUUGUUCAGAAUUUAUCUGCCGAGGAACUUUGUCAAGGAACGCUUGUUUCAAACGUGUAAUGAAUAUUUAUUUUGUUUUGACGUGAAGUUGGCUUUUGUAUCACUGGUUACUGAAAGUACAUGUCUGUAUGUUUACCUUAGUGAUCUCCAGAUUCGCUUCAAUAAGCUAUUCUAGCCGUGGAUUAGAUUAUAAAACCAUGCCUGUCACAAGUCAAACAGAUGCAAAAAUAUGAAAUUAACGGAAACUAAGAAAAAAUACAGAAUUACCAAAAUGUGAUUGCGGGAAUUAAAAAAUUGACCGCCGAAAUUGUCUUUUCUUUUGGCCACAGAAUGCAGUGGGGACUGAUUGUAACAAUUCUGGUGAUGGCUUGAAUGUAUCACUCGGUGAAUUCUUGCAUUUCUGUGUUUUCAUAACCACCAGAUUGAAACACCAUCUCAGACACAUAGAAACAUCUUCUUUGAGUUAUCAGUGGCUGUUGAAAGUGUGUCAAAAGUAAUAGUGUGUUCAAUUUUCAUUCAGUUGCUGAUAAUUCACGAUUUUUUCAAAUCAAAUAUUUUAUAUCAAAUAUAUUUCAAAUAUUUUUCUGGUUAUUUAAAAAAAAAAAAUCUAACAAACAAUUGAUCAGUUUAUUGUGGCCUCAACUUGUAUAAUGUUCUCAUAAUUUGUUUAAGUGAUAUGACUAUGUUGAUUGUAGGUCAAGGUCAUUUAUACCAUGUUCACUUUCACAAGUGCUGUUAUCAUGUCUACAUAGUCAUUGUUGAAUCUUGUCAUGUGUUUUGUAUAGCUAACUUAUACUAUUUUAUGUACAAUUUAUCUACAAAUAGCGCUUACGAUUAAAGGUAGGAGUCGUCGUUUAUGGAUAGUGUGCUGUUUUUGUGAGUUUUUGAAAUGGCAUGCGUGGUCCUUCGUUGGUAAAGUUGCAAUAGUCUCGUCUUUCAUCCCACUUGGUCAAUGGCAUCGCAUUGGUUGGAAACCUAACAUUGGCUACGUAUUUAACAAAUAUAGAAUAUCUGAAUGAAAUAUAACUAUUUUCCAUUAUAUAUCAUUUUUUCAUUGAGAACAUUUUCACACUUUUAAAUGUUUUAUGAAUAUCUUACUGAUAUUGUCAAUCAUGAUUUGCUUGUAAUGUCGAUCAUCAUAUCAGUCAUGUCAAUUGUGAAUGAUUCAGCUCACUUUGCUUGACAUUUUCUCAAUCAAGAGUGGAAGCUGUUAACAAAGCAUCAAAUAUUGAAAUAUUUCAAAUGAAAAUUAGAAAAUGUUUAUUUUGCACUUGCUCAGCCUAUAUACAAUGUUGAUGUGGCUCCUAUAUGCAGGCUUGACAUGGCUCCCAUAUACAGGCUUGACAUGGCUCCUAUAUACAGGCUUGACAUGACUCCCAAAUACAGGCUUGACAUGGCUCCUAUAUACAGGCUUGACAUGGCUCCUAUGUACAGGCUUGACAUGGCUCCUAUGUACAGGCUUGACAUGGCUCCUAUGUACAGGCUUGACAUGGCUCCUAUAUAUACAGGUUUGACAUGGCUCCUACAUACAGGCUUGACAUGGCUCCUAUGUACAGGCUUGACAUGGCUCCUAUAUAUACAGGUUUGACAUGGCUCUAUGUACAGGCUUGACAUGGCUCUAUGUACAGGCUUGACAUGGCUCCUAUGUACAGGCUUGACAUGGCUCCUAUGUACAGGCUUGACAUGGCUCCUAUAUAUACAGGUUUGACAUGGCUCCUACAUACAGGCUUGACAUGGCUCCUAUGUACAGGCUUAACAUGGCUCCUAUAUACAGGCUUGACAUGGCUCCUAUGUACAGGCUUGACAUGGCUCCUAUGUACAGGCUUGACAUGGCUCCUAUGUACAGGCUUGACAUGGCUCCUAUAUAUACAGGUUUGACAUGGCUCUAUAUACAGGUUUGACAUGGCUCCUAUAUACAGGCUUGACAUGGCUCCUAUGUACAGGCUUGACAUGGCUCCUAUGUACAGGCUUGACAUGGCUCCUAUAUAUACAGGUUUGACAUGGCUCCUAUAUACAGGCUUGACAUGGCUCCUAUAUACAGGCUUGACAUGGCUCCUAUAUACAGGCUUGACAUGGCUCCCAUAUACAGGCUUGACAUGGCUCCUAUAUACAGGCUUGACAUGGCUCCUAUGUACAGGCUUGACAUGGCUCCUAUGUACAGGCUUGACAUGGCUCUAUGUACAGGCUUGACAUGGCUCCUAUGUACAGGCUUGACAUGGCUCUAUGUACAGGCUUUACAUGGCUCCUAUGUACAGGCUUGACAUGGCUCCUAUAUAUACAGGUUUGACAUGGCUCCUAUGUACAGGCUUGACAUGGCUUCUAUGUACAGGCUUGACAUGGCUCCCAUGUACAGGCUUGACAUGGCUCCUAUAUAUACAGGUUUGACAUGGCUCCUAUGUACAGGCUUGACAUGGCUCCUAUGUACAGGCUUGACAUGGCUCCCAUGUACAGGCUUGACAUGGCUCCUACAUACAGGCUUGACAUGGCUCCUAUGUACAGGCUUGACAUGGCUCCUAUGUACAGGCUUGACAUGGCUCCUAUAUACAGGCUUGACAUGGCUCCUAUAUACAGGCUUGACAUGGCUCCUAUGUACAGGCUUGACAUGGCUCCUAUGUACAGGUUUGACAUGGCUCCUAUGUACAGGCUUGACAUGGCUCCUAUGUACAGGCUUGACAUGGCUCCUAUGUACAGGCUUGACAUGGCUCCUAUGUACAGGCUUGACAUGGCUCCUAUGUACAGGCUUGACAUGGCUCCUAUGUACAGGUUUGACAUGGCUCCUAUGUACAGGCUUGACAUGGCUCCUAUGUACAGGCUUGACAUGGCUCCUAUAUAUACAGGCUUGACAUGGCUCCUAUAUAUACAGGCUUGACAUGGCUCUAUGUACAGGCUUGACAUGGCUCCUAUAUACAGGCUUGACAUGGCUCCUAUGUACAGGCUUGACAUGGCUCCUAUGUACAGGCUUGACAUGGCUCCUAUGUACAGGCUUGACAUGGCUCCUAUAUAUACAGGUUUGACAUGGCUCCUAUAUAUACAGGUUUGACAUGGCUCCUAUAUACAGGCUUGACAUGGCUCCUAUGUACAGGCUUGACAUGGCUCCUAUAUACAGGCUUGACAUGGCUCCUAUGUACAGGCUUGACAUGGCUCCUAUAUAUACAGGUUUGACAUGGCUCCUAUGUACAGGCUUGACAUGGCUCCUAUAUACAGGUUUGACAUGGCUCCUAUGUACAGGCUUGACAUGGCUCCUAUAUACAGGCUUGACAUGGCUCCUAUGUACAGGCUUGACAUGGCUCCUAUGUACAGGCUUGACAUGGCUCCUAUAUACAGGCUUGACAUGGCUCCUAUAUACAGGCUUGACAUGGCUCCUAUGUACAGGCUUGACAUGGCUCCUAUGUACAGGCUUGACAUGGCUCCCAUAUACAGGCUUGACAUGGCUCCUAUAUACAGGCUUGACAUGACUCCCAAAUACAGGCUUGACAUGGCUCCUAUAUACAGGCUUGACAUGGCUCCUAUGUACAGGCUUGACAUGGCUCCUAUGUACAGGCUUGACAUGGCUCCUAUGUACAGGCUUGACAUGGCUCCUAUAUACAGGUUUGACAUGGCUCCUAUGUACAGGCUUGACAUGGCUCCUAUGUAUAGGCUUGACAUGGCUCCUAUGUACAGGCUUGACAUGGCUCCUAUGUACAGGCUUGACAUGGCUCCCAUAUACAGGCUUGACAUGGCUCCUAUGUACAGGCUUGACAUGGCUCCUAUGUACAGGCUUGACAUGGCUCCUAUAUACAGGUUUGACAUGGCUCUAUGUACAGGCUUGACAUGGCUCCUUUAUACAGGCUUAACAUGGCUCCUAUGUACAGGCUUGACAUGGCUCCUAUGUACAGGCUUGACAUGGCUCCUAUAUAUACAGGUUUGACAUGGCUCCUAUAUACAGGCUUAACAUGGCUCUAUGUACAGGCUUGACAUGGCUCCUAUAUACAGGCUUGACAUGGCUCUAUAUACAGGCUUGACAUGGCUCCCAUAUACAGGCUUGACAUGGCUCCUAUAUACAGGCUUGACAUGGCUCUAUGUACAGGCUUUACAUGGCUCCUAUGUACAGGCUUGACAUGGCUCCUAUGUACAGGCUUGACAUGGCUCCUAUAUACAGGCUUGACAUGGCUCCUAUGUACAGGCUUGACAUGGCUCCUAUAUAUACAGGCUUGACAUGGCUCCUAUGUACAGGUUUGACAUGGCUCCUAUAUAUACAGGUUUGACAUGGCUCCUAUGUACAGGCUUAACAUGGCUCCUAUAUACAGGCUUGACAUGGCUCCUAUAUAUACAGGUUUGACAUGGCUCCUAUGUACAGGCUUGACAUGGCUCCUAUAUAUACAGGUUUGACAUGGCUCCUAUGUACAGGCUUGACAUGGCUCCUUUAUACAGGCUUGACAUGGCUCUAUGUACAGGCUUGACAUGGCUCCCAUAUACAGGUUUGACAUGGCUCCUAUAUACAGGCUUGACAUGGCUCCUAUGUACAGGCUUGACAUGGCUCCUAUAUACAGGCUUAACAUGGCUCUAUGUACAGGCUUGACAUGGCUCCUAUAUACAGGCUUGACAUGGCUCCUAUAUACAGGCUUGACAUGGCUCCUAUGUACAGGCUUGACAUGGCUCCAAUGUACAGGCUUGACAUGGCUCUAUAUACAGGCUUGACAUGGCUCCUAUAUACAGGCUUAACAUGGCUCUAUGUAUAGGCUUGACAUGGCUCCUAUAUACAGGCUUGACAUGGCUCUAGGUACAGGCUUGACAUGGCUCCUACAUACAGGUUUGACAUGGCUCUAGGUACAGGCUUGACAUGGCUCCUAUAUACAGGCUUGACAUGGCUCCAAGAAUUUUUCAUAUUGAACUGUUUAUUAGUCUGUACAGAUUAUUGUCUCCACCGUGACAAAACACGAGGUUACAUUAUGACCAAGUAUGUCCCAUGACAUUUGUAAUUAGUCGUUUGUUAUGUAACGUUGAUAUAUGAUACAGUUUGUUUAGUCUGAUGGUGUCUAUGGUUUAGCCUAGCUGUUGCAAGCAUGCUAAUGUUAUCUGUUUUCCCCUUUCCCUCCCGUCUAAUAACUCUGUUUUGGAGACACAGCUAACCUAAGGCAGCAUGACUGGAAGUACAAUGAAUGCAGGACGUUGCCUGCGAAUGUUUGGGGCCAGACUUGGUAGAAAGUGUGGUUUGUGACGCCAGGGUUGGGAGGGUAUGAGAUGUUUCACAUUACAGAUCUCUGUGGGGACUUGAUGCAGGAUCUUCUGGCAUGGUCUCCAGGAUCUUCUGGCAUGGUCUCCAGGAUUAACGUUGUCUGCUGUGUUUUCCCUUCACUUCACUACUGACGUAUAUGGGGAGUCCUCUUCAUGACCAACCAGCCUGUGAACAAUAUUGGGGUAAACCCAAGGCAAAGAUAUUUUUGCAAGUGUUUUCUGGAUAAAAUUAUUCUUUUGUAAAAAAUUCUUGGCCAUGCUUGGUGACUAUCCUCCCACAUUAAACUGACGUGCGAUGAUAACCUUCUAAACAACGUACAUCCCUGCUAUGAAAUCAGAAGGAUAAAAGUAUCUAUUGUUAUAACAAUCAGCAGAACCAGAGCUCUUAAUAUUGGUAUUGAUAUAAGUAUGUGAUAAUGGUUAUGGAUCCUAUUGUAAGAUGAGUAGGGCAAUGAAUAUCCCUUUUGUUGACACAGGAUUUUGUGUGUGUGUGGGGUGUGUGUGUGUCUUAUAACCAUACACAACAAGUCAGAUAUUAUUUCAGAGAUCGAUGGAAGGAACUUAGUGCAAACAUUGCGAGAAACUAAAGCUUUUUCGAUAAUAAUUACGAGGCAAUUAUAUCCCCCCUUCUUAACUGCUGAUUUUUUCUGUAGAAAAUGUUUAAUAUGCACAGGAAAAUAUGGACUACCCUGUACAUAUUAUAUAGGCCACUUAAAAUGAUUACUUACAGAUUGGUCUAGAAGUUGGUCAGUAGGCUUUUUUUUAGCAGGGCACUGCGACAUAAACUAAAAACAUCUUCCCCAGAUUUCGUCUGAUUUGCCACAUACAAAUUAUUUUAGUCGAAACCCCGGACUGAUUAUUGCAAUGAAAUUGAAGAAUAUCUUAAGCAUUUCGAUAAACAGUGCAGUAUGUGCUGUGAUUGAAUUCUACUCACACAAUACUCUCAUUCAUCCAUUCAUUUCUUCAUUCCUUCCUAAUUGGCCCGUUACCCACCUCAGGAGCUGGCCCAUUGACAAGACCUGUAUGCAAGACGAUGAGGGACAGUAACAUGGCAAAGUCCCUGUACCCCCAACACCCUUGUCCCGGUGCUCACCUUACCUCAUAAUGCUGAAAUUGGAUGAAAUAUUGUUGGAAGUUAUUAAUGAACUUGGAGACAUUUCACAGUGCUGGACCUGGAUAUGAGGUGCAUGCACUUCAGAGGCCAGUCACUCACUACUGUUGGCAGCUUGCCUACCUCACUCCCUUCCAGAGCCUCACUGGCGUACAAGCAGUGGUUACCUAGACAGUUGUAUAAUAAAUAAACAUUAUUACUGUACUGAAAAUCAUUGAACAAACAAACACCUGGUUUAAAUGUGAGAGUGAAAAAAAUUAUUACAUUUUUACCCCCUUUUAAAACUUCUCGUUUAAGAACAUGCGAAAGGUAUUGUUUCAAGGGGGGUAUAUUUUCAAUAGUUGUAUCCCAAAAUGUGAACAUUUGUGUUCACUUGAAGUUUUUGAAACAUCGAGUAGAACCAUUUGAAACAAUAUUGAAAAAGCUUGUUGCAAAUGCCUCUAUGCAAUAGAUAUAUCCCAGCCUUAAUAAAUAACACUAGGUCCAAGGGACUUCCCAAAUUAAUAUAAGCCUGGCACUUUUUAAAGGGUUUACGGUAUAACGCCAUCUGGAAUUUGUUCUGAGUCAGCAUAAUUGAUUUCUAGUUUGACACAGUUGUACAUUGUUACUAUUUUGCAACAUGUCAUCAGUUUGAACAUAUGGCACCGUCACCAUGGUUACACAAAUUAUAUUUAUGUUUAAUGAACAUUAUGCAUUUAUUACUGGAGGUGCUUUUUAUGACAGUGUAUGUUACAUUGUCACGGUUAAAAUGUUCUUAUUUAGGACAGAAGUGAUGAUUUUGGUGCAUAUUAAAUACCACACUGUUUUACUCCCAGUCCAGCUUGUCUCAUAAUUGUAACACUAAGCACAGGCCCUAGAAUUAACUGAAAGGAAUAAUUUGGAUCUGUGUACAAUUCAUGCAUAAAUACUACUCCAGCUUGAUGCGUCGUCUUAAAAGUCUACACAAUAUAAAUAUGGACAUUCCGUAAGCUCUAAAAUAUUGGAAAAUGACUAUUUGUUUAUCAGUGUCCGAAAAAUCACACAAGGAGGUUCUCAUAAAACCUGACAAGCCUAUGUAGAAUGUCACAAACAUGGACAACUGUAGGGGGGGGCACCAAACCUGUCAGCCAAAUGACAGCUUCCUGAAGUUUAAGUCCUUUGCAAAGACUGUGUAGGAGAAACAAAGAAGCUUAAGCUGUACUUACAAUGUCAUGUCUACCAAUAUAAAAGACUGGGAUGUGUCCUAAAAGAUGUGGAUGUCGUUUGUCAAAUUUGCACAAAUAGACCAAUUUACUGCAAUCUCAUUUAAAUCAGAUCUUACUUCUCGCUAUCACUAAACAAAGAUCUCAGGACAUCCACAUGUCACGUCAGAACGACCUUUCAUUUGACCGAUCAAAGUGUCGCUUACCAGAUCAUGAAAGCGACAGUCGGAAUGUGUUUUUUAAUCAUGCAACCUCAAAAACAUUAACACGGGGUAUCCUGAACGACAGUUAUGGCCAUACGACUGAUUCCGUCAAGAUUAUCGUCUAUCGCUCUCUCUUCCGUGGGAUAAACAUUUGAACGGAGGAGGUGUUGCACAGUAUGUGGGAAGCACUGCUAUACAAUCUCAACCAUAUAUUAGACAUUCCGGAAUGUUUUUUCAGUUUUCAAAAUUUAAUCGAGAACUGUGUCAAUAAAUUUACAAGAGUAGUCUGAAAUUGAAGUUGCCAGGUUGAAACAAGUGCCGUAAAGCUCGAGAAAGCUGCUUUCUAAUUGGCUGAUGUUAACUUCUUGUUAGUCAUUUCAGUGGUCGGUCAAAGUUCGCGAAAGGUUGUUCUGACAUGACCCGUAAUGGGAUGUCCUCAGAUCUUUGUUUAGCAGCGGCUAUAACUUGGAUCAGAUUUUAAUGAGUUUGAAUUUACUGAAAGCUACAACACUGUUGGAUGAUCCAUGUUUUCUGAGUGUCUUGUUUUGCUGUAACAGAUGUAGAUAAUAAUAGGACAGUGUGCGAACCUCGAUGAAUAGUUCAGUGAUUUGAUCUUUUGAUAAGUAACAUUCACAUUUCUGUCUGUUUUGACAUAUCAUAGAUUUGUUUGUUGAUAGGUCUGAAUGUGUUGUACUUUCUGGGACUGACAGCAUGAAGUGUGUUCUUCUCCUGGCACCACUGGACUCUGUGAAUGAAGUCCGUCCUGUCAAUGUUGCAGAUUUGUUUCCCUUAUUCAGUAAAACAACAAAGCACCCACUACCUUGGAAGUUUUACGUUGGACAUUUUCUUUAUUAUUUGCUUAUUCAAUGUGUGCCAAUACAAAUUCUGCCUACAUGCCAAAACUGUCUUUCAGUAGGUUUUUACAAUUGAAUUUGUUCUGAAACACAUGGCUCUUCUUUGCUAGUCUUCCCAGUUCUUAUAUGUUUGCUUCUUUAGGUAAGGACCCAGAACUUUGUACUUAAUUUGUCAGUACUUACUACAGCUUCGCUAUGAGGCAGUCAGUAAUCCUGUGUUUAAUCUUGGCAUAGUUGGAGCUUACUUAACCACAGACAGAUCAUUGGACAUGGGUUCUUGUGUUAUCUAUUUGAUGGUGAGAAAAGAGUUUGAAAGUGAAAUGUUUGAUUCCUUAAAAGGAAUGUUCCAUUAGAAAACUGAGGUGGUUGGUUCAAUAUGUAGGAUUUGUUUGAAUUUUUGUGAACACUGUUACUGUAGCCUUCUUGGUCAAACAAGACCGCCCCCGGGGUGUACUGGAUACAGCGUCUGCCCAGAGAGUGGAAGGUCAGGGGUUCAAUACCCGGCUGCGUGAUUCCAAUUGAUGUUAAAAGAUGGUUCUUGUUGUUACCCAGCCUGGCACUUGGCAUUAAGGAGUAAAAACAAGGAGUGGUCGCCUUGGAGGCAGUAUACUGUGUCUAAGUGGAGCAUUCCUGUUAAGCUGUGGCAUGGUAUCUGGGCUGGCACUAUAGAAUAUUGAACAAAACCCUCCAAAUCACCCACAGUUUUAAUGAAUAGUUUAUUCACUAUGGAUGACUGAUCCAAAUUAAUCUAAUGGCGACAGUUUUGCUGUGUGUGGAACAUGUCCAGGUGGGAUCUGGUCCCAACUAUGCUGCUGCUGCUGUUGUUGCUUGCGGAGGCAGGCCAUGUAGUGUACUACACAAUUGUUGAUGGGCCAAUAUGGCUGAGCAUAAAGGGGACCUAAUGUCAUCACUUGUUUGAUCAGGACAUUCAUUUUAUGCAAAUAAUGCAAAACUCGGAUAUCUAAUGCAGGACGAAGUGAGAAUUGAAUGUUUUCCGCCCACAUAUGUAAAUGAAGCCUUCCUCAUGUUUAGUAUUAUCGUAUUUCAUUCUAUUUAAGGGGCAAACCAUUUGCGUGGUUAGAUAUCAAUAUUUUUAAUGAAAUAAUCAGGAUUUGCAAACUUUUUGAUGACUACGGAAAUUUGUAUUUUGAUCAAGAGAUUUAUGGGAUCUGUUGUCCUUUUAUUAUAUCCAAAGUGUUUCCCAGACGACCUGAUGCAAUAGUCUUCAUUACCUCAGAUUACUUGUUACAGUAUUAGUCUCAUAAUAUCCUCAAACAGGUGUAACAUUGGCUUGAAGUUCUCUUUGAAAUAUUGGGUUGCACUGGUAGUCCAGUUGACUAAGAUGCCACAAUUCGCUAUCCAGAAUUAUGUCAUUUUAGUCAAUAAUUGUUAAUAAUGAUCCUUGGGUUUGUCAACACCAUACUCGUAUUUGAUUAUCCAGCUAUUGUUUUCAUUCUGUUACGAUAUAUAGCCUGGACUUGUUUGCCACUAAAGUUUAGUUUCAGAAGUGGCCACAUCAUCUCCAUCACUAACAGCACAGAUUAUUUUCUAGCUCACUAACAACAAUUAUGAUAUCUUUUCUGAAUGAGUGUUUAGCAUAGAUCUUCCUCCUGAAUUCAGGCCUCAUCAGAUGAAGCCCUUCAUAGACAGAUGCUAUGGUUGCAGAUGUAACAGAACAGAUUUUCACUGGAUGAUGAACGAUCAUAAUUUCACGAAAGGGGUAAAUGUCUCAAGCUUGUAUCACUUUGGACUUCCACAUUGAGCGGACACUCAGCAAUAUUACUGAAAUGUGUUGCAUGUUAAGUACACCCAUUGUAUCCUUGCUUGAAACCCAACUCACUUUUUGGUAAGAUAAAUACUCCUUUCAGAAUGAGUAAUUUUCAGCAACCUACCGGUUAAUGUUGAAAGUAUCUGGUGAGCUAAAUUUUUAGCUCACCUAUUUGGCAUUGUCCAUCGUCCAUCUAUCGUUAACCCUAACACUUUUAACAUCUCUGAAACUACAAGGCCUAUGGAACUGAAUGCAGUCAUGUACCUAGAGAUAAAUUGCAUUGGGUCUCAUGAUUUUAUCAACUUUCUUCUAUGUCAUUACUAAAUUUGAAAGAAAACUUUAGGACAUGAUGAAUAACAAUCAGUCAAUGUCCUGGAAAAAUCAACCGAUUUGAAAUGCAGGAAAUAUAUACUAUGGAAUAACAGACGAUUGUGGGCAUCGUUUGAUAUUUGAUCAAACUCAGAGCCUUGACCUUCACAUACACCUGCAUUUCUACUGUUUGACAUUUUCUCUGAAACUCUAUGGCCUAAGCUGCUGAAACUUCGUUGUUUGAAGGGGGCACGGGUGACCCAAUCGUCUGAGGCGCCGCAAUUUGCUGUGCAGAGUUGCGUCCCUUGGGCACACCAGAAACCUAUGAUUGUGGGUUCGAAUCCCGGGUUUGCCCCGAUUAUGUUUCUAGGUUUGUCAGCACCAUACCCGUGCUCGUGGGUUUCACCAAAGUGAUAAACGUCUGAGACCUGCAUCACUUCGGGCUUUCCUCCCACAUAAAGUGGACACGCCGUGAUAUAACUGUAAUACUAUUAAAAGCGGCGUUAUACCCAACUCACUCACUCACUCACUCACUCAUUGUUUGAAUGAUCCCUGCUAGAAAUUGCACACAGAAUUCCAACCCGACUUGAGACAUUAUUUCUUCAGAAUGUAGGUGAGCUACAAAGCCUUGUGGCUCUAGUUUGUAUUCAGGUUAGGUGCAAUACAGAUUAUGCCAUCUCUUGUCAUGUGAUCCAAGGAUGGGUGAAGUUAAGCAAGAUAUCACAUAGCCACAUCUUCUCCUUCAAGCCAGAGCCCUAUUAUGAAGACAACCAUUGUCUCUGCAGAAACACCUAACUGAGCCUAGCUGGCAGUACUGUCUUCUGAUGCUGAUGUAGGUGUUCAUAUGUUUUGUGGUUAAGCCAGGUUCUGAGCAAGCUCGACUUAUACUGUUUGUGUAUUAUAAACUGUCCAAGAUUGAUGCAGAAGUAUAAUAAACUCUUAUACCUCAUCCUGA
This is a messenger RNA of Haliotis rufescens (red abalone), 26137 nucleotides long. Its product is annotated as endoribonuclease Dicer-like. Lineage: Eukaryota; Metazoa; Mollusca; Gastropoda; Lepetellida; Haliotidae. Gene Ontology annotation, molecular function: ribonuclease III activity; RNA binding; ATP binding. Gene Ontology annotation, cellular component: cytoplasm; nucleus; RISC complex. Gene Ontology annotation, biological process: pre-miRNA processing; siRNA processing; rRNA processing. The transcript has 17 exons. The coding region runs from base 161 to 10480 and encodes 3439 amino acids. The record is from RefSeq and is a predicted model, not a curated record.